Chenopodium quinoa (quinoa) is the source of this 3581-nucleotide messenger RNA. RefSeq names its product pre-mRNA-processing protein 40A-like. Gene Ontology annotation, molecular function: RNA binding; protein binding. Bases 193 to 3243 code for a protein of 1016 amino acids. Gene Ontology annotation, biological process: mRNA cis splicing, via spliceosome. NCBI's taxonomy places the organism in Eukaryota, Viridiplantae, Streptophyta, Magnoliopsida, Caryophyllales, Amaranthaceae. Gene Ontology annotation, cellular component: U2-type prespliceosome; U1 snRNP. The transcript is spliced from 28 exons. The record is from RefSeq and is a predicted model, not a curated record.
UCAUCCUCAUAUGUUUUGAUUUCAAUUAUUUCUUUUUUUUUUCCCCUUUUGAAGCAUUUUCACUUUUACGCUGCACCUCUCCCUCUUCCAUCGAACCGUACUCUGAGUUCUCCAUUGAAGCGGCUUCCGAGCUUUUUCUCCGCCAUUGAAGCGCCUUCGGAGGUAAGCUUCAGCCCCCAUCUGAUUGCUCCUAUGGGCACUGCACAAAACUAUGGCCCUCCUAUGUCUACACAGUAUCGUCCCGCAGUCCCGGGGCAGCAAGGGCAGCCAUAUUUACCGGGGUCUUCGCAACAGUUUCUAGCACCUGGACAGAAUAUGCCUUCUGGUCCAAAUCAACCCAUGCAGUUUUCUCAACCCAUGCAGUACUCUCAACCAAUGCAGCAGUUACCACAUAGACCUGGAAUGCCUGGUGGUCCUAUGUCGUCACAAGGUAUGAAUAUGCCAUAUGGUCAACCAAACAGGCCUAUGAAUUUGGGUGCGCAGCAGAAUCAGCAUUCUGCACCGCCUUUUGGCAAUCAUGCCUCUGGUGUAGGUGGCAUGGGAGCUCCUUUUUCGUCGUCAUAUACAUUUCAACCAGUAUCCCAUUUGUCAGCACCUGCAGCACCAGCACCAGUUGGCAGUCAACCAUGGUUAUCAUCUGGAAGUCAAAGCUCUGUGCCUUUUGUACCGGUUCCACAAACCGCAGACCAGUCUUCAGUUUCUGCUCCUGCUGUUCCUGCUGUCAACCCUUCGGAUACAAGUCAACAGUCUUCUUCCGAUUGGCAAGAGCACAACACUUCUGAUGGAAGAAGGUAUUAUUAUAACAAGAAAACUAAGCAGUCUAGCUGGGAGAAGCCAUUAGAGUUGAUGACUCCAACAGAGAGAGCUGAUGCGUCAACUGUGUGGAAGGAGUUCACUACACCAGAAGGGAAGAAGUAUUACUAUAACAAGGUUACAAAGGAAUCAAAAUGGACUAUACCAGAAGAUUUGAAGUUGGCUCGUGAGCAAGCUGAAAAAGAAUUUAGUCAGGGAGAUGCUGGGCUGAUAUCUCAACCCGCGGCAACUGUAAGUCUGACUUCUGAGGAAGCAUCUCCAGCUGCCCCAGUUUUGGCCAGCUCCAAUGGCUUAUUAUCUGCUUCUGGUGUAAGUUCGAAUCCAUUAAGUUUUCCACCAGCUGUCAACCCAUUACCUGUAGUUAAUGUUGCGUCAUCAGAACCCUCCGUGGAGCAUUCCAUUGCUCCGACCAGCUUGGCAGUAACAAAUCCUCCUGCAGUGACUCCUCUAUCUGCUUCUAUUUCUGGAGAUGCUGUUCUUCCUGCUGCCUUAAAUGCAUCAUCUGUAACAGUGAGUGCUUCAGACAGAGUAUCAUCUCAGGAAAUUUCAACCUCGACAGAUGGAGGUUCUGUGCAUGAUCUUCAGGAAGCACGGAAAGGGAUGGCAGCUGCAGGCAAAGUUGAUUUGAGUGAGAAACCAACAAAUGAUGAGCCAUUGGUUUUUGCCAACAAGCAGGAAGCAAAAAAUGCAUUUAAGUCGCUUCUUGAGUCUGCAAAUGUUCAGUCUGACUGGUCCUGGGAUCAGGCUAUGAGGGUGAUAGUCAAUGACAAGAGGUAUGGUGCUUUGAAGACAUUAGGAGAGCGGAAGCAAGCUUUUAACGAGUAUCUGGGACAGCGGAAGAAACAGGAGGCUGAGGAGCGACGCUUGAGGCAAAAGAAAGCAAAGGAAGAGUUUACAAAAAUGUUGGAAGAGUCAGAGGUACUGACAUCAUCUAUGAAAUGGAGUAAAGCUAUUACCAUGUUUGAAGACGAUGAACGUUUCAAAGCUGUUGAAAAGCCCAAAGAUCGGCAGGAACUUUUUGAAAAUUAUUUGGUGGAACUCCAAAAAAAAGAAAAGGAGAAGGCUGAUGAAGAGUAUAGGCGGAAUAGAGAAGACUACUGGAAGUAUCUGGAAUCUUGUGACUUUAUUGAGGCAAACAGUCUAUGGAGAAAAGUUCAGGACCGUUUGGAGGAUGACGAGAGAUGUUCACGCCUUGAAAAGAUUGACCGCUUAGAAAUAUUCCAGGAUUACAUUCGUUACUUGGAGAAGGAAGAAGAGGAGCAGAAGAAGCUUCAGAAGGAACAACUGAGGAGAACAGAACGAAAAAAUCGUGAUGAAUUUCGCAAGAUGUUGGAGGAUGAUGUUGCGGCUGGUGUUCUCACUGCAAAAUCAAUCUGGCGCGAUUAUUGUGCUAAAGUCAAAGAAUCUCCUGCUUAUCUUGCUGUGGCACGUAACAUAUCAGGGUCAACUCCAAAAGAUUUGUUUGAGGACGUGGUUGAUGAGCUGGAGAACCAGUAUCAUGACGACAAAAGUAGAAUAAAAGAUGCUAUGAAGUUGAGCAAGAUUACUAUGACUUCGACAUGGACCUUUGAGGAAUUUAAGUCAUCUAUUUCUCCAGAGCUUGGGUCUCCACUGAUUUCAGAUAUCAAUUUGAAGCUGGUUUUUGAAGAGCAGCUUGAGAGGAUAAAGGAAAAGGAAGAGAAAGAAGCUAAGAAGCGCCAGCGUCUUCUAGAUGACUUUACUGAUUUAUUGCGUUCUCUUAAGGAAGUAACUGUAUCUUCUACUUGGGAAGAUUCUAGACAACUCUUUGAAGAAAGUGAAGAGUACAGGGAAAUUGGGAAUGAAACAUUGGUGAAGGAGACCUUUGAGGACUAUAUUGCUUACCUGCAAGAGAAGGCAAGAGAGAAAGAACGAAAGCGUGAGGAAGAAAAGGUGAAAAAGGAGAAAGAAAGAGAGGAAAAGGAGAAAAGGAAAGAGAAGGAGAAGAAGGAUAAAGAUAAAGAUCGUGACAGAGAAAAGCGAAAAGAGCGUUCUAAGAAAGAGGAGUCAGAUGAUGAAGCUGUGGAUGCAACUGAUAGCUAUAGCAAUAAGGAUGAGAAUAGGAAAGAGAAGGAUAAAGACAGAGAGAGGAAGCAUAGAAAACGGCACCAUGAUACUACUGAUGAUGUAAGUUCUGACAGAGAAGACGACAGGGAGAAACGUCACCGAAAGCGGCACCAUGAUACCACUGAUGAUGUCAGUUCUGACAGAGAUGAUAAAGAGGAGCACAAAAAAUCCCGCCGACAUGGCAGUGAUCGAAAAAAAUCUCGAAAGCAUGAACACUCACCUGAUUCAGAUGGUGAAAGUAGACAGAAAAAGCACAAGAGGGAUCAUCGGGAAGGUUCUCGGAAAAAUGGUGCCCAUGAUGAUCUCGAAGACGGUGAACUUGGUGAAGAUGGGGAAAUCUCGUAGUCUUUAUAGAGUAAUCUAUGGCUUCAUCCCGCACUUUUGUGUUGGUAGAAAAGUUUUGAUCUUUUCUCGUAGUUGUUCUAUGAUAACCUUGUUCAACAAUAAUUGUUUAUUUUCUACUUCUGAGCCACACUAUUUUGUGUUGCUGUAUAAGUUGCAUCGCGUUUCUUGAGACUGCUUACUAUGCAUGCAUAUGUUUAGAAUUUAGAUUAUUAAGUGAAAGGGUAGUAUGUAAUUCAGUAUUCAAUUUUUGACAAAAGCUUCAUAAACAUUGAUUUUUUUUUUUUAAGUCAAAGAUAGAAGGAAACUACAAGAAUAAAGAAACGGAUUCACUUUUGCUA